AUGUCGAACAGAACUUCAGAUAAUAGUGCUUCGAAAAAAGCUUUACAGAAAGCGGCAAGCAGCAAUAAACCCUCCGCCAUUUCAAAACAAGUAUUGAAAACCAACCCUAUUCCGCAAUCGACAUCUUCCGGCUUCUCAGCUUUGGGCAAUCCUGCAUCUUCCAACCUUACAAAGAAGCUUCACGCACUAUCCACCGAUAACAAAGGGAAAGGCCAGCCACUCAGAAGCACUAAAGUUUCUCAAAAGCUUGUGUUAUUCCCUCAAGCUUCUGCUGAACAUGUUGAAACACAAUCCACUUUACCCACUGAUGGAGGUGAUGACAAUGAAGCGCAAGACGCAUUAUUACCGUCCAUCCCGACCACACCAAAACAAGAAGAAUAUCCUUCACAACAGCAGCAACAAUUGAUAAACGAACGACGUCCAUCUGCUCAUUCCGUCGAUGAGCAACACUGGCAAGACGAACAAAGUCAGCCUCGUACAGCGGGUGUUCCGCUUCCCCUCGAAUGGACACUCUCUGGCUCGCGUACCCAAGCUGAACGCAUGACCAAAGAAGAGAGAGAACUAGCGCUUUUGCCUCGUGCAGCUGCUUAUUGUACAGGUGAGGGGUAUGACUUGAAUCGUUUACGUACAUUUUUACGACAACAUCAUCGUGUAGCGCCCAGACUUUAUGAUGAAUGCUUGUAUGGGCCUUAUCAUUUUCCCUUAAGGACAUUGAGACCCGACAAAUCCAAUGCAUUCAAUAUCCGCGUUCGAAGUUCAAACCCACCACCACCUUCUUACAGCAAUAAGAAAAACACAACAGCAAGAGAAGAAUAUGAGGGCCAAGCGCAGAUGAUUGAAGAAGAAGAAGAACAAGCAGGAGAUCCUCAUAUUCUGAAUUGUAAUGAUCAGCAGUUGCAUGAACGACAACAACAACGGCAACAAGAAGAGGCUCAACAAGAGGGGGAGCAGCAUACUCAACAACAAGAAGAGGCUACAACGUCAACUAUCCGAAGAAAUAGUAGACUAGACGUGGAACAGGAGGAUUAUCCAAAUUACAAUGAUGACAAUAGACCCGCACAGACGACGAAUAUACCUGCUACUACUGCGGACACUCAUACCACAGAAAAUAAGACCACCACCAGCAAACCUCAAAGAGAGCCCUUCAAAGGCGGUGAAGUUUUUAUAUUUGACUACGGUGUGGUGGUCUUUUGGAACUUUCGCCGUGCUGAAGAGCUGCUUAUGCUUGAAGAUUUUAUGCCAUUUUCUAUAGAGCCUUUCCGUGAUAACCCAGAUGAGGAUAUGCAAAUCGAAGAACUUCACUUUCAGUAUGACACCUCGGAUAUACUCAAACCUCGCAUCUUUAAUGACAUGAUUACGCUGAAGAGCCGCAAUCAUAUGAUUAAACUCACCCUUUCUCAUGGAUUAGCUCAGAGUGCUGUGGUAGCCCGUUACGAAGAUAUAAUGGAUAAAACCAUUGAAGAUACCAAACAUCUACCGAAAGAAAUGGCAGAAACCGGACGACUAGGUAAAACACGUACAGAAAUCACAAAGAUCAAUGGACAAUUAUUCAACCUGCGUAUGAACGUCAAUUUGGUCAGUAAUGUUUUGGACACACCGGAAAUAUUCUGGUCGGAACCAGCGUUACAGCCAAUGUAUUCAGCAAUACGAGACUACCUGGAAAUACCGCAGCGAGCCAAGAUUCUGAAUGAUCGAUUGAAGGUCAUUUCAGACUUGCUGUCGAUGCUAAGAGAGCAUUUAACAAACUUUGGCGUGGAAUAUCAGACAUUGAUUAUCAUUUACUUGAUUAUUGUCGCGGUCGUUGUUGCAUGUUUUGAAAUUGCCGUGAAAAUACUUCAAUCCAUCGAUGUCUUGUAA
Mycotypha africana is the source of this 1857-nucleotide messenger RNA. RefSeq lists its product as uncharacterized. The record is from RefSeq and is a predicted model, not a curated record. The transcript has 2 exons. The coding region runs from base 1 to 1857 and encodes 618 amino acids. Lineage: Eukaryota; Fungi; Mucoromycota; Mucoromycetes; Mucorales; Mycotyphaceae.